GUGAAAGGAGUCUGUGUCAUCUCUUGGUGUUUUUAUGCAGUUUUUGUCGAUUAUUGACUUUUUGCAUUGAAUAAUUGUGAUUCUAGUGAGUGUGUUGACUAAUAAUCUUUCGAGGUAACCGUCGACGCGUACGGUCGUCGCGAUGCUGCUCGUCUUCGGGCUAGUCCCUCCUCUCCUCCUCCUCUUCCUCACGUCGGCCAAAGCCGACGACGACACCUCCACCACCACAUCCGGUCCGGUCUUCCUCCGCGAACCCCCCAAUCGCAUCGACUUCUCCAACACCACCGGCGCCGUGGUGGAAUGCUCGGCCAGAGGCAGCCCCCAGCCCGACCUGAUUUGGGUCCGAUCGGACGGCACGGCCGUGGGAGACGUACCCGGUUUGCGGCAGGUGUUGGCCAAUGGGAAUCUGGUGUUUCCGCCGUUCCGAGCAGAGGAUUAUAGGCAGGAGGUGCACGCGCAAGUGUACGCUUGUCUGGCGAAGAACGGGGAGGGGGAGAUUCGGUCGCGAGAUGUCAACGUGAGAGCAGUGGUCCAACAAUUCUAUCAAACGGAGGUGAACAACGAGUACGUCAUCCGUGGAAACGCGGCCGUGUUGAAAUGUUCCAUACCGUCAUUCGUCGCUGAUUUCGUCUUGGUGGUGGAGUGGAGCGAUAGCGAAGGCAACCGAUUCGUCCCGAACUCUCACGACUACGACAGCAAAUACUUGGUCCUUCCUUCCGGCGAACUGCACAUCAAGGACGUCGGACCUGAGGAUGGAUACAAGUCGUAUCAAUGCAGGACGAAACACAGGCUCACCGGAGAGACCAGACUGAGCGCUACCAAAGGCAGAUUGGUGAUAACUGAACCUACGAAUAAUGUGCCACCGAAAAAAGAUGGCGAAAAGUUUACUGGUUGGAAAGACCUACUAAUUCGUGAAAGCAAAACUGCAUGGCUCACUUGUCAAGUCACUGGCUAUCCCGUACCUAUUUACAUAUGGUACAAAUUCACCGAAACCACCAAUCGCAAACAGGCCGUGGUGCUAAACGACAGGGUGAAACAAGUGGCUGGCACUCUCAUAAUUCGCGAAGCCAAAGUGGAGGAUUCAGGAAAGUACCUUUGCGUCGUCAACAAUUCCGUGGGCGGGGAAAGCGUCGAGACGGUUUUGACAGUGACAGCGCCUCUGAAAGCGAAGAUCGAGCCGGCAGUGCAGACAGUGGAUUUUGGAAGACCGGCGGUUUUCACCUGUAAAUUCGAAGGUAACCCGAUUAAAACGAUCAGCUGGCUGAAAGACGGCCACCCGAUGGACCAUUCGGACGCCGUCCUGCGCAUCGACACCGUCCGCAAAGAGGACAAGGGCAUGUACCAGUGCUUCGUGCGCAACGAUCAAGAGAGCGCUGAAGCCACCGGCGAACUCAAAUUGGGAGGCAGGUUCGAGCCGCCUCAAGUGAGGCAUGCCUUCAACGAGGAGACGGUUCAGCCUGGCAAUUCAGUGUUCAUGAAGUGCAUCGCUUCUGGUAAUCCAACACCGGAGAUUGGCUGGGAAUUGUACGGCAGAAGGUUGGCUAACAAUGACGUGUAUCAGAUCGGGCAGUAUGUUACUGUCAACGGGGAUGUCGUGUCGCAUUUGAAUAUCAGUGCUAUUCAUACUAAUGACGGGGGAUUGUACAGGUGCAUCGCUAGCAGCAAAGUGGGCUCGGCCGAUCAUUCUGCCAGAAUAAACGUGUACGGCUUGCCGUUUGUUAGGUCGAUGGAAAAACAGGCGAUAGUGGCUGGUGGCACUCUAGUGGUACAUUGCCCUUUCGCCGGACAUCCCGUAGAGGCUGUGGUUUGGGAAAGAGACGGAAGACAGUUGCCGAUCAACAGGAAGCAGAAAGUCUUUCCGAACGGCACUUUGAUCAUCGAAAAUGUUGAACGCACUUCGGAUCAAGCGACUUACGUGUGUGUGGCGAAAAAUUCUCAAGGUUAUAGCGCUAGAGGUUCUCUGGAAGUUCAAGUCAUGGUUGUUCCUCAGAUAACACCGUUUGACUUCGGGGAAGAUUCCAUCAACACUGGAGAUUCGACUUCUUUGCUUUGUUCCCUUCACAAAGGAGAUUCGCCAAUCAACAUUACUUGGUUGCAUAAUAACGGAACAAUAGGUUACGGUCGUGGAAUAUCCGUUUUCAAGAAUGGCAACAAAAUGAGUUCACUCAGUAUAGAGACAGUUGGAGCAGAUCAUUCAGGAACAUAUACUUGCUUUGCUGAGAACAAAGCUGGUUCUACCAGCUAUUCAGCCUUGCUCAAUGUGAACGUGCCUCCAAGGUGGAUCUUGGAACCUACAGAUAAAGCAUUCGCUCAAGGUUCUGAUGCAGUAGUCGAAUGCAAAGCCGAUGGUUUCCCCAAGCCUGUUGUUACAUGGAAAAGGGCAACUGGGGUUUCACCUGGCGACUAUAAAGAUUUCAAACCGAACAAUCCUGACAUCAAAGUCGAGGAUGGUACACUAAUGAUUAACAAUAUACAAAAAACUAAUGAAGGUUACUAUCUAUGCGAAGCAGUGAACGGUAUUGGUUCUGGAUUGUCAGCUGUCAUUCUCAUCAGCGUUCAAGCGCCUCCACAAUUUGAUGUGAAAUAUCGAAACCAAACCUCGAGAAGAGGUGAUCCGGCAGUCUUGCAGUGCGAAGCCAAGGGUGAAAAACCGAUUGGAAUCAUUUGGAACAUCAAUAAUAAACGUCUGGAACCGAAAGGAGAUAACAGAUACACCAUCCGAGAGCAAAUUCUGCCCAACGGCGUCCUCUCCGAUCUCAGCAUCAAGCGAACGGAGCGCAGCGAUUCCGCCACGUUCAGUUGCGUGGCAACAAACGCCUUCGGCAGUGACGACACCAACAUCAACAUGAUCGUGCAGGAAGUACCGGAAGUACCCUACGGCUUGAAAGUAUUGGACAAAUCCGGUAAAACGGUGCAAUUGUCUUGGGUGUCGCCGUAUGAUGGAAAUUCGCCCAUCAAGAAGUUCAUUAUCGAGUAUAAACCGAGCAAGGGUAGUUGGGACAAGAAUUCCGAGCGGGUUUUGAUACCGGGAGAUCAGACUGAGGCGGGGAUUUUCACUUUGCGGCCUGCUACUACGUACCACAUCCGGAUCAUUGCAGAGAACGACAUAGGAUCCAGCGAUCCUUCUGAUACAGUAACUAUCAUAACUGCGGAAGAAGUACCGAGUGGACCUCCCACUAACAUCAGAGUGGAAGCGGAGGAUCAACAUUCGCUGAUCGUUUAUUGGAAGCCGCCAUUGAGAGAGCAGUGGAACGGUGACAUUCAAGGUUACUACGUUGGAUACCGGUUGGCCAAUAGCGAUAAGCCGUAUCUCUUCGAAACUGUCGAGUUUCAGAGGGACGAAGAGGGCAAAGAACAUCACUUGAAGAUUUCCAACCUGAAAACGUACACGCAAUACUCGGUCGUGGUGCAAGCGUUCAACAAAGUGGGCGCCGGUCCCACCUCCGAGGACUUCAAGGCCAAUACGGCUGAGGGGGUGCCCGAACAACCCCCCGAGAAGGCCACCUGCACCACCCUCACCGCCCAAACGAUAAGGGUGUCUUGGGUGUCGCCCCCAUUGACCAGCGCCAACGGGGUCAUCAAGGGCUACAAGGUCAUCUACGGCCCCUCCGAUACGUGGUUCGAUGAAAACACUAAGGACACCAAGAUAACCGCUUCGAGCGAGACCAUCUUGCAUGGUCUCAAAAAGUACACGAACUACAGCAUGGAAGUUUUGGCAUAUACCUCUGGCGGCGAUGGCGUCCGAACUACCCCCAUCCACUGUCAAACUGAACAAGACGUUCCCGAGGCUCCCACCGCCUUGAAAGCCCUCGUCAUGUCGGCCGAAUCGAUUCUGGUCAGCUGGAAACCCCCUACAGAGCCCAACGGCAUCGUCGAGUAUUACAUGGUGCACUACAAGGCGACCGGCCAAGACGACAAGGAGAAGCCCAAGUCGCAGAAGAUCGUGCCGAAUCUCAAAAAUCAGAACUUGAGCUACCAGGCGAAGAAUCUCGACAGCAAUUUGAAGUACGAGUUUUGGGUGACGGCCGCCACUACCAUCGGCGAGGGGCAGUCUUCGAAGAAGGUUACGGUCUCGCCCAGUGCCAGCGUCCCCGCGAAAACGGCCUCUUUCGACGACACCUUCACCACAACUUACAAGGAGGACGUGACGUUGCCUUGCCUGGCCGUAGGGGUGCCUACACCUGUCAUCACGUGGACCAUCAAGGGGGUGAAGUUUUCCACGAAUUCCAACGACAGAAUCCGGCAACAUCCCGACGGGUCUUUGUUUAUCAGGGAUAUCACGCGAACCGAUGCCGGGGAAUAUUCUUGCAGAGUGGAGAACGACUACGGUCAAGACUCGGUCACUCAUCGCUUGAUCGUCAAUGCUCCCCCUCAUGCCCCCGUCGUCCAAUUAACGUCCACCACCACCGAUUCGCUAACAAUCAAGAUGCGGCCGCACGAAACCGACUUGGAACCCAUCCAUGGAUACACCGUUCAUUACAAACCGGAGUUCGGCGAUUGGGAAACGGCCCAAGUCGGUCCCAGCAUCGAGAAUUACAACAUCGAUGGUUUGUUGUGCGGUACUCGGUACCAGCUGUACGUCACGUCUUACAACAGUAUCGGUACCGGAGAUCCGUCUGAUAACAUCACCCCGAAAACCAGAGGCGAAAAACCGAUCAUACCGAGCGCAGACAAAUUCAUCGAAGUGUCAUCCAACAGCAUCACCCUCCACCUCAGCGCCUGGUCUGAUGGCGGUUGCCCCAUGUUGUAUUUCGUCAUCGAACAGAAAAAAAAGAGCAGCACCGAAUGGAUCCAGGUAUCGAACAACGUGAAACCCGGUCAGAAUUUUGUGUUACUCGAUCUGGAUCCGGCCCAAUGGUACCAUCUGAGAGUGACGGCCCACAACAAUGCCGGUUUCAACGUGGCCGAAUACGAAUUCGCCACCCUGACGGUAACCGGAGGUACUAUUGCCCCGGCGCGCGAAAUCCCCAAAGAGGACACCAUCCAAAUAAUCCUCGCGAACCUUAACCUUGUAGUUCCCGUAGUGGCUGCCAUCCUGGUCAUUAUUGUCGCCAUAAUCGUGAUCUGUGUGUUGCGCGGCAAAGGAAACUAUAACAAAGACGACGUCGUCUACAACCAGUCCUGCAACGCGGUAUCUACAUUGGACAAACGCAGACCCGACUUGCGCGACGAGUUAGGGUACAUAGCGCCGCCCAACAGGAAAUUGCCUCCGGUGCCAGGUUCCAACUACAACACUUGCGACAGGAUCAAGCGAGGUACAAUAAGAGCACAUUACCGUUCUCACUCGACUUGGGACCCGAGAAGGCAUUUGUACGAGGAACUGAGAAGUAGGAGAGGCUCGAAUGAGACCGUUCAUACUCACAGAGGCGGCAUGGACGACGAGAUAUGCCCGUACGCCACCUUCCAUCUGUUGGGCUUCCGCGAAGAAAUGGACCCCUCCAAAGCGAUGCAGUUCCAGACGUUCCCGCACCCGCAUUCUGGCACGAUGGGUCCCUCUGGCAUCACCACACCUCACGGGAUACAUUCGAGGAACGGAUCACAAUCGAUGCCCAGGCAGAACAGGAACCGGUACGACAGAGUCGGAUCGCAAGGAAACGGUAGUAUCUACUCCCCUGGCCCGGAAUACGAUGACCCAGCUAACUGCGCCCCGGAAGACGAGCAGUACGGCUCGCAGUACGGUGGUUACGGCGCCCCCUACGAUCAAUACGGCAGUCGCGGCUCCAUAGGCAGAAGAUCGUUGGGGUCGAUGCGCGUCCAGCCGCCAUUGGCCAACGGGAAUGGCAGUCCGGAACCACCGCCGCCGCCUCCAAGGAACCACGAUCCCGCCUCUUUCAACGAUUCCAAGGACAGCAACGAGAUCUCCGAGGCCGAAUGCGACAGGGAUCAUUUGAUUAACAGCAGGACUUAUGGGGUAUUGAGAGGUAACUCAAAGGAUGGUAUGACCCACGAAGAAAUGCGAAAAUUGAUCGAGAGAAACGAAACAGGGAAAGCCAGCUCCACAAACGGGGGAAUCACAGCCUACGAUACUAUGGCAGUGUAAUUUGUAAGAAGAUACGAGAAAAAUAAUCGAGACAGUUUCUGGACAGCGACAGCGAACACCUUCAGCAACACACCGAGCUGUUCACUUUUCACUACCAGAAGGUAGGACCAUUUCGCUGAUCCCACAUACUCUGUAUACGCUGAAUACUCACUCGAUAUUAUUUGAGACUGAAUCUUUUCUUCACAUGUUGACUUUUUUCCAUUCAAUUCAUCUGCUUCGUUCAAAGUUUUUGAAAUUGACGUGAGUACUCAGUGUGAAUGUUUUUUUUUUCUUUCUUUUUGACUACGAUAAUGAGUGCAUUUCAAAAUAAUCGAUCCUCUCCAAAUAUCGAUGAAGUUUGCUGAUCAAUAACUUUGUUAAUGGACCGGGAAAGUUGUGUCGUCACAAGGUAAAUUAUUUGCCGAUAGGUACGUUUUCAAAACAAACAGCUGUCACUAUUGAUCAUUUGCCAGUCAAGUGUGAAACUUUCUGAUGAAAGUAUUUUGUGAUGUGCAUCAAAAUUAUAUUGACAUUUUUUUGAUUCCUGUAGAUCAGGCAUCAAUUCAUCCUGACCUGAAUGUUACGAAGGAAGUGGAACCAAACUCCAGGAAACAAAAAAUAAUUGGAGAAGUUCUAUGGCUAGAACGUUAUUCACUGUGUGUCCAGACUCAAAACUCUAAAAAAUUUCACAAUCCUCACCAAUUUGAGUCGACGGCAACCUGAUAAAUCAGUCAAUUUGAUUAUGUAGGAAACAACUGUAGGCAAAAUUCGACAUAAAUUAUUUAAUUACAAACAAUCUGAUCAAGCAAAUAGAAAACAGAAGCUAAUUAGCUUACGACCCACUCUCGUUUCCCUUAGUAGAAAGCUCCACGACAGCUAUCAGAUGAUCCGGUUCGAAGGACCAUGUAGGAUUUUGAUACAGCUAAGAGCAAUAUUCGUUUUACAUUGUUACAUUCUCACUACUGAGAUCAAUUGAGUUAGGAGGAGGUGAGACGGAUCUGAGUUGUCGAUCGAAUAAAAAGAACACGUUUUUAUCUGUCAGGAAGGGCAAUGGAAGAAAACAUAACCCAACAUAAUUCAACCAAAAUAUAGCAUAAUAACAGUCAAUAAUUACUAGACACAAUACUCACUAAUUUUAUAGAUUAUUUUUUUUAAGGAUUUAACCUGUGGACUGAAACUUCAGAGCUGAAAGCUUGUCAAAAUGGAAAUAUAACCUCACAAUUUUCAGCACAGAACCACAGAAUUACUAGAAUCAAUCCAGUCUCACCUUUUUCUCACUACAACACUAGAUGAAUAGCAAGCUCAGUUGGGGUGAGGGGGAAGAAAUAGUCUCAAGAAGUUCUUAAGACCACUCACAUCAGACUAAGAUAAUUGAAACAUGAAAACAACUGAGCUAUUGAGCUGCACUGAGAAUCUUGGUUAAUCUCAGUCAAAGUUGGUAAAAAGACUAUUAUUUUUUUUAAAUUUUAGUUUGACAUUGAAGGUUCUUCAUUAAUUUCUCAAUUGUAUAAUAAAACACAAUGGUAUUCGACAUUACCAACUGUGUAUAAAGCGUGAACAAUGAUAGUUAUAAAAUUAUACUAAUACUAUAUUAAAUAGUAAGAAACUCAAGAGUGAACUGAUGGAAUCUCCAACUAACCUUUCUGAGAGUUGAUCAGCUGAUAAUCGAAGGCACCUCACGCGGUGUUAAAGCUGUCAAAUAAUGACGUGUCAUGAAAAAACUUCAAUCUUGUGUAGACAGCGUCGAUUACUAUUUUGUUAAUCGGUUGUAGAAAAAAUUGUUGACAAGCAAACUUCAUCGACAUUUCGAGUGGAUCCGAUUAUUUUGCUGGUGAAUGUAUUUAUUUUAAUUGCUUACCGUUUUGUUGGGGGCUACCUACCAAAGCCGCUAUUACGAAUACGUACACAUUUUGCCCAAGUUUUUUCGGCGAUAUCUUCUGUGUAUACGGACCGAGAUACACGCGGUCCGCAUUUUUUUGUUUCGUUGUACAGUGGCUCAAUGUGUCAUGUGAUAUUUUGUGGUUUGUGAAUGAUUAUUUGGGUUAUAAAUUAAUUAGGUCAGGGCGUUUUGUUUUUGUUUACAUUAUGAUAUUUUUUCGAUUACUGUUUUAGUCGGCAGACGGGUGCAAAAAUGAACCGUUAUACACACGAAGGAUUUUUUAAGGCACAUAGUCACUUUGCGUUGGUCAUAUCAGACUUUGUUGUCUAAAGAUGAUUGCAUGAAGUGCUUAGACGCUCAAAAUGGCUAAAUGUUCUUCAUCUUGAAUUGUUUAAUUUACUGUAUGAAUAAAAUUGCUCAUCAACAGGAGAAAAACGAACUCGAAAGUCGGUCGACCACAAUAUUUAAUAUAAAAAAUAAUCAGUGUGUGACUAUAGUUUCGGCUCGACGGCUAUCUUCAGACACAAUGAAAAAGUACCUAGAAAGUUACAAGUAGUACAGAUGUAAAACAAAAUGGUGGCUUAGAAAGAGUUGACAUACAACAUGUAGAAAACAAUAAAAAAGUCAUAUGAUUAUCAGGUCUUUAUGAGAAAUGAUCAAUCCAGCCUCACAUUCAACAAAUUUUGUAACGUCUGAAAAGCCAAAAGAACAUUACUAUAAGUAAGUUCAGCAUCAGGAAGCUCAAUUGAGUAGAUUUACAAAUCCUGUUUACAAAUCCUGAUGCUUAACUUACUCAUAGUAAUGUUCUUUUGGCUUUUCAGCCGUUACAAAAUUUGUUGAAUGUGAGGCUGGAUUGAUCAUUGCUUAUAACGACCUGAUAAUUAUAUAAAUUUUUUAUUGUUAAGAUGUUUUGUACAUAACAGGUAUGUCAACUCUUUCUCAGCUACUAUUUUGUUUUACAUCUGUACUACUUGUUACUUUCUAGGUACUUUUUCAUUGUCUGAAGAUAGCCGUAGAGCCGAAACUAUAGUCACACACUGAUUAUUUUUUAUAUUGAAUAUUUUGGUCGACCGACUUUGAGUUCGUUUUUCUCCUGUCGAAAAAUACUGGACCACUUUGAGAAGGGAUGCCAUGACUCGAAAUAGUUCAUGUUUGAACAUGAACUGUUCUUGCCUCCAUACAUGCAGUAAAAUAUCUCAACCUCGAUCUCAACUACCUCUACAGGCAGACGCAUAAGUAACCCAAUACUCAUAAUUAUUGGUAUACAGGUGAAAAUGCUACUGCUGAAACAAAUACUAUUUUUUCCUAAGUCCGUCUAGUUCCGAGAUAUUCGGCGCUUUAGAGGAACAACUGAAUGAAAUUAUUAGUUGAUUACUUCUCAACUGUCAUUCCAAUUCGAAUGCAAUAUCAGUCAAAUGAAAACUGGACUAGUAUGUAAAAGAUUUACUUUUUGAUGUUGUUCAGACUUCUCUAGAAGUGAGCUUGUGCGGACUAUCCAUAUAUAACUCGUGAAUCCACAUCGUUAAAAAGUUCUAGUCACGCCAUCAGAAGCUCCGAAAAUUUUGUACCAAAAGGGUACCACACCCAAUCUUCUCUCUUUAGUUUGCCACUAUACCUAGUUAGUCAGAACUUUGUCAUGCGAAAAUGAAAAUUACUGAUUCAUUAGUUAUAGGGGCAACCAUAAGAGUGUGUUUUGUUUGAGGUUGUUGUGAUCGUCGCGAAGAAACGAUCUGAAGUAUCCAAUUAUGUCCUUUCAUAUUUUGAUGGAGGCAAUUUUGUCGUGUCUCCAUAUCAGCUGAAUCGAUUUUUAUGGAGAACGUUUGACAACAGUAACAUUUUGAUACAAAAAUAUCUUCUAGGUUUGACUCAAUAUUCUCAGAAUUUCAGCGUUAAAAUAGUUAUUUAUGUAUCAAGGGCGUAAAGUAGGCUUUUAUGGACCGCAACGUGUAAGCGCCGGGGUCCAUUAAAGCAAGUUACGCCCGAAAUACAUACAACAUUUUAUGCACGACCAUUUUAGACAUUUAUGAACUGUUAAUAUGAAAUGUAUUGAUGAUUUCAUUUGCCCAAAUUAUGUAUGCUACUGGCGAUUGAUACUCAAAUGAUAGUGAUAUUUUAUUGCAUAUCUAAAGAGUGAUUUUUGCUGAUUUCAAAAAUAUACUGAGUGAAUCGAAGGAAUAUAACUUGAGAUUAGUUAAAAAUUUGUAAUUUUUUUUAAUAGUAGAAUCAAAAUCUUAGCAGGUGUCAUCAAACUUCAAUAUAUUUAUUGCUCUUUUUCUAAAUCGAAAUCGACUUUUCGACUUUUUUCAAAGUUUCCUACAUUUGUAUAGGGUGUUCCAUAAAAAAAGACAUUGAUGCGAUAUUUAGAGCAACAGACAUUGGCCGUAAUUUUCGAAAUAAAAAUCUAACGACUAGUUCUCGAUUAAUACGACCAUUCCAGGACUUCCGUUCAACCCUGUCUGUUUUUUUUUCUGUUAAGCUUCUCAAUUUAUAAGACUGCUUGCUAACGAACUAAAUAAAAUGUUUUGAUCAAGGGGUUAACGGAAAAGUAAAAUAUUCCCAUACAAUAGGAAAUAAGAUGGAGGAUUUUACAAGGUGAACAGAAGAAUUAGAACGAACAAAGAUUUGAUGAAUAUUAGGGUUGUAACGAAAUUGAUAGGAAAUCAAUGGAUACUGUGGCAGUAUCAUGAAUUCUAAAUGAUGAUAUGUUAUUUUUUGAAUUAUUUGAGGUGUUAACGGUUCAUUUUAUAAAAAAAAAUCCGUGUCGCUGUAGACAUUUUGUUGUAUAGGUAGCUUGUUUGAUUUCGCUUAAUUUGAUAGUUCAUUCGUUUUGAAUAGUCGACGAUUGGCGACAAUGGUUUCGUUAUAUUCAUUGUACAAGUGUAUGAAGGUUGUGCGUCGCCAAUUCGUCAUUAUAUAAAACGCUAUUGCGAAAAAAUAUAUAUUAUAAUAUAAUUGUAGCUGUAUAGGGGUGGACGUUCGCAGUACUGACAUGUUCCAGUCCACACGUAGAUACGUUUUUCAUUUCGAUUAAAUUUUUUCGAAACACGAUCGGACUGUCGAACGUUUCGCCCUCAUUUAUUUGUUUUUUUCUCUCUUUCUCUCGUAGGCUGAAAAAUGAAUAUUCCAGUAAUAUCUGUGUCCUCGAAUUAAUGCAUGCAGAAAACAUAUUGUAGAUGUUUAUGAAAAUAAGUAUAUUCAAUGAAGUUUCCAUAGCAAAAUUUCUCGACCUCGAAUAAUGGAUGAUAAUACUCAAAAAACAGGCAGAUAUCGGGAAGCUUGUACCUAUUUAUUUAAGUAAUAAUCCUAAGAUAUCAGUAGUUUUAGUCACGUGUCCUAUAAAAUUUACCAUGGUGGCAUUUUAGACGUCGAAAGAAAUGAAUUAUAAUUCUCAAUAGCUGCUAACGAAUUUUCCAAUCAAUAAUAAUUAUUAUGUUGUUCUUAACAAAGUUAAAGUUCCUAAGUAGUUUGCAGUUUCGUUUUACUCUCGACACAAAAUGGCCGAUUGGUUGUCAUUUUUUUUUUCACACACAUAAACUAGUCAUCUAUCGAAAUGUGCUUAGGAGCCGUAACAGCUUGCAUAAAAGAAGAAGUGACGAUUGAUUAAUGAGUUUUUUGUGAUAAUGGUUUGAAAUGCCAUUUGAUUACUGUAAUAAUUGUAUUGUGAGUGUGCUAUAUUAUAUAACCAUUAGAAAUAAGCGAUGAAAUAUUUAAAAGUAUCUUAUUGUGUAUUUGAUUAUGAAUUUCCGCGAUAUUUGAAUCUUCUCUGUAAUCUAAAAAUACUAAUCCUUUUGUACACAAUUUUUCUCUCAUUCAAUCUUACUGAUUUGGAUUGUGGCAUUUUGGAUGGUAUAUAGUGUGUUUUAUACGAGUUUGCCAUUUUUUUGACACUAAUUUCUGAAUGCUUGUAUACCAAAGUUUUGGUUGAAUAAACUAAGU
Phaedon cochleariae (mustard beetle) is the source of this 11834-nucleotide messenger RNA. Lineage: Eukaryota; Metazoa; Arthropoda; Insecta; Coleoptera; Chrysomelidae. The record is from the annotation of a GenBank genome assembly.